Messenger RNA from Penicillium lagena, 1587 nucleotides. RefSeq names its product putative nonsense-mediated mRNA decay protein Upf3. The coding region runs from base 1 to 1587 and encodes 528 amino acids. The transcript has 2 exons. NCBI's taxonomy places the organism in Eukaryota, Fungi, Ascomycota, Eurotiomycetes, Eurotiales, Aspergillaceae. The record is from RefSeq and is a predicted model, not a curated record. Gene Ontology annotation, biological process: positive regulation of translation; nuclear-transcribed mRNA catabolic process, nonsense-mediated decay. Gene Ontology annotation, molecular function: mRNA binding. Gene Ontology annotation, cellular component: nucleolus; cytoplasm.
AUGGCCCAGCCCGCCGCCGGGAAGCCCACGGCGGGACUGCUUCAGAUCCCCGCCGCGGCCACCCAGAAAUCGGCCUCGCCUGCCCCGCCGAAGAAGGCGCCGAAGCCUCCCACGCCACGCCUGAAGCUCGUGAUCAGACGUUUGCCUCCGGGGCUGACCCAAUCCGAACUAGAGAGUGCUCUGGGAGACGAAUGGACGGUGGGGGGUGGAAAGGUGGACUGGCUCCAGUACAAGCCGGGCAAAGUGUCCAAAGAUCCCGCCAAACCAUCCCGUCCCGCCAGAGCAUACGUGCAUGUCGUGUCGAGCGACUGCAUUCCACCCUUCUCCGAAACGGUGCGCCGGACGUCCUUCCAGGAUGCUCGCCAAACAUCCCACGACCCUGUACUGCUUGGACCUCCCACAUUGGAGUUUGCACCCUACGCCAAGACUCCCGGGAGCCGCGUGCGCAAGGAUGCCCGCCAGGGCACGAUUGACCAAGACUCGGACUUCAUUGCGUUCCUGGAGAGUCUGACCCAGCCGAUCGCGAAAUCAGCUCCCAUGGACACCGUGGAUGGGGAAGAAAAGAAGAAAGAUACGGUGACAACUACGCCUCUGGUGCAAUUCAUCAAGGACAAGAAGGCAUCCAAGGGCAAAGAUGGUUCUGGGAAAUCCUCCAAGCGGGCCGACAAAGAAUCAAAACUGGAGAAGGUGCACGCGAAAAAGCUGUUACAACGUUCGGACAAGGACACGGCAUCUACAGCCCCAGAGAAGAAGGCUAAAGGCGAGAAGACGGCCAAGGAAGCUGGGAAAGCGGCCAAGCUGGCAGCCGCCGGCGGUGCGAAGUCCAGCAAGUCUGGUGCAACCGCGACAAAAGAAGGCGCCAGUGCAUCAGAGCGAAAGAGAGACCGUGGGAAUGUCGCUGCUGCCGCCAAGAUCCUCCAACGAGACUUGGGGCUUUCCCCAGCAGGGGCCCGGCGACGCGCCAAAGCUGAAUCCGAAUCCAGUCCAUCCGGAGACGGAUCGAAGCACGAUGCUCCUCCCAAGUCCAUCAAAGGCAGUUCUACAAAGGCCAAGGACGUAGGCUCGCCAUCCUCACGCGGAACACCCGAUACUGCCACGCCGAAUACAAGUACUCCUCCACCCACGAAACCUUCCAAAGCCGCCAAAAACAAGCCGGCCGCCAGUCCGACUCCCACCGCCACUCAGGCGUUCCUGAAACAUGCGAACCCGUCACAGGGAGUCACCGAGGCGCUGCUGGAGGAGGCCUUUAGCCCGUUUGGUGCCGUAUCGAAGGUGGAGAUUGACAAGAAGAAAGGAUUUGGGUACGUGGACUUUGCGGAGCCGGCAGGCCUGCAGCAGGCUAUGGCCGCUAGUCCCGUGUCUGUCGCGCAGAGCCAAGUGGUAGUAUUGGAGCGCAAGGCCAAUCCGAGUGAGAAAGCGCGGAAGCCUAACCCACCGGCCGGAGGGAAUAAAGCGAAGACGGGGAAUGCAGAGGGCAACGGGGCGGCAUCAUCCAGGGGCUCGCGUGGUGGUCGGGGAGGUCGGAACAAAGGAUCCAAAGGAGGACCGAGUAGUGAGAGACCGAGUGAGAAGACGAGCGAGACUUGA